Molecule: messenger RNA, 2111 nt
Organism: Anopheles cruzii
Lineage: Eukaryota; Metazoa; Arthropoda; Insecta; Diptera; Culicidae
Gene: Wee1
Product: wee1-like protein kinase
Exons: 3
Coding region: 174-2111 (645 amino acids)
Biological process (GO): mitotic cell cycle; protein phosphorylation
Cellular component (GO): nucleus
Molecular function (GO): magnesium ion binding; ATP binding; non-membrane spanning protein tyrosine kinase activity
Source: RefSeq, a predicted model, not a curated record
UUGCUGGUUUCCUCGGUUGCUAUGUUCUUGUAACGGAAUUUGUGAACAAUCGUUUUUAUCGCUUAUUUAUUGUGUGUGCCUCUUUGUUCGUGUUCGGUGGCCCCUUGGGUGGCAAGACAGAGGGACGCCUAGAGUACUGUUACCGCUGCAUGCCCAGCGCUGUGUUUUUUUAGAUGGAGAUUCAUACCGAGAGCAGCGGUAUUGAUUCCUCGCCGGACAUGAAUUCCAGCGUCGAGCUCAACCCAUCGCCCGUCCGGUCGGUGGUGAUGCCCCGGAAGCUGACGUUCUGCGAAACGUCCCCGGAAGUGGUCGAACCGCAGCCGGCCACCAUGAAGCAGCCGUCGUCGAUGUCGCCUCCCUACCGGAAGGUGCGAGCGCUGCGACUCUUCGACACGCCGGCCACACCGAAAACCAUCAUCCAGAAGUCGACCAACAAUAUGUUCACUCGGACGGAAUUCGGCCGGCCAAAGAAGGGCUCGGCCUUGGUGGAACGCUACGAUGUGCUGGCCAAACCGAUGGACGCCGAAAUGGCGAUGAUUGCCACGGAGAAGCCACGGUCCGUGCCGCUGCACCGGCACUACGAUGCAGGUUUGCCGGCCAACGUGAAUCCGUUCACACCGCCGGCAAUGUUUAUGCGCACCAAGAAGCGCACCCGCCAGGAGGGUGGUUUGGCAGGGCCGCUGGAAGGAGGCGACAGUUGCCAGACGACGGUCGGUUCCAAACUCACGCUGAACCAAAGCUUUCCGACCGUGUUUCCGUGCAACCGGAUCAACAGCAAAAGCCAAAGCCGCUGGACGUACGGUGGCGCAGCGUUGACACCGUUCGCCGGCCGUCAACCGCCCGGCAACGACUCGACCAACCACACACUGAAGGCGUUCAAUUUGGUCGAGGACGAGUGCGGCGAGUUCCGUCAAGCCCCGAAACGGCUUGCGCUACAGGACUCGAACAUUUCGCGCUACGACAAGGAGUUCAUCCAACUGGCGCUGCUGGGUGAGGGUGAGUUCGGGCAGGUCUACCAGUGUCUGAACCGACUCGAUGGCUGUAUUUACGCGAUCAAGAAGAGCAUCCGGCCGGUGGCGGGCAGCGCGUUCGAGAAGACGGCCCUGAACGAAGUGUAUGCGCACGCCGUGCUCGGUAAGCACGAUAACGUGGUGCGCUACUACUCGGCCUGGGCCGAGAACAACCACAUGCUGAUCCAGAACGAGUACUGCAACGGGGGAAGCCUGCAGACGGUGCUGCAGGAGCGCUGCCUGAAUGAGUCGGAACUGCGCACGCUGCUGCUGCACAUCGCCGAAGGGCUGAAGUACAUCCACUCCAACGAGCUGGUGCACAUGGACCUGAAGGCGGGCAACAUCUUCCUCUCGAAGACACCGCUCCGGGCGGCGGGCUGUUCCAUGGGAAGCUACGUAUCCGCGGCCACCGAUUACGCCGACGAUGGGUUCGAGGAUGUGUACGACGAUCUGGAGAACGAGUUCCUGGUGACGUACAAGAUCGGCGAUCUGGGCCACGUGACGUCGAUGAAUGAUCCGCAGGUGGAGGAGGGCGACUGUCGCUACAUGGCGAGAGAGAUUCUUCACGAGGACAACUCCAACCUUGCCAAGGCUGACAUCUUCUCGCUCGGCAUCACGUUGUACGAGGCGGGCGGUGGCGGUCCGCUGCCGAAGAACGGCACCGGCUGGCACCAGCUGCGCAACGGCCAGUUCCCCGAUCUGCCCGGCAUCGGGCGCGAGUUCAACGAUCUCAUCAAGAAGAUGAUGCACCCGAACCCGGAAAAGCGGCCCUCGUCUACGACGAUCUUCAACCAUCCGGUUCUUUCACCGAUCGACUCCAAAACCAAGGCCCAGCUGAAUCUCGAGCUAAGCAUGGAGCGGCAGAAGAACGAGGUGUUGCUGAGAAAGUUGAAGGAACAGGCCAAGCUGAUUAAAUCGAUCGAACAACAAUCAAACAGCACCACUGCAUCGAGCAUUCGCAAGUCGCGUGGCCAGGCAUCGUUGCACGAGCUAAAUACCUCCGAUCGGAAGCUGCGAUCGUAUUCGCGCAAGAAGCGCUCAACCAAUCUGCUGUCCGGGCGCCGGGGUAUCCGGGACAACAAUAAAUCAAAGGACUACUAG